Molecule: messenger RNA, 2526 nt
Organism: Malassezia pachydermatis
Lineage: Eukaryota; Fungi; Basidiomycota; Malasseziomycetes; Malasseziales; Malasseziaceae
Product: cystathionine beta-lyase
Exons: 1
Coding region: 1-2526 (841 amino acids)
Biological process (GO): isoprenoid biosynthetic process; transsulfuration; 'de novo' L-methionine biosynthetic process
Cellular component (GO): cytoplasm
Molecular function (GO): mevalonate kinase activity; ATP binding; pyridoxal phosphate binding
Source: RefSeq, a predicted model, not a curated record
AUGCCGUUGGACCCAAGUGAAUGUGCGUUUGCCACAAAAUGCACAGCGGUCUAUGAUCCUAAGCAUGUAGAUCAGUACGGUGCUUCGUCGACGCCUGUUUACCUCACGGCGACAUUCAAAGGUUUACCUGGCGCAGAGUACGAUUAUUCGCGUGUAAGCAAUCCAUCGCGCGAUGUGCUAGAGCACCAUCUCUCGCAAAUCCAAGGCUGCAAACAUACACAUGCAGUGAGCAGCGGUAUGGCCUGCCUUGAUAUCAUCAUGCGUAUGAUCCGCCCAGGCGAUAUUGUGCUGGCUGGUGAUGAUCUGUACGGUGGAUCGGACCGUCUGCUGGAGCUGUACAAGAAGCAGAUGGGUAUCCGCGUUGACAAUGUCGAUACGACUGACCUAUCGGCGGUCGAAGAAGUGCUUGCUCGACGAGCCAAGGAACAUGCGGAAGGCAAUGGCCCUCGUGUCGCGCUGGCGCUGCUGGAGUCGCCGACCAACCCCAUGAUCAAGAUUGCCGAUCUGCCUCGCUGCACAAGCUUGGUACGCCAAUAUGCGCCAGAGGCCCUGGUUGUUGUGGACAACACGAUGAUGUCGCCUUACCUCAUGCGUCCCUUGGACUUUGGCGUAGAUAUCGUGUAUGACUCGGCUACGAAGUAUCUGUGUGGUCACCAUGACGUCUUGGCUGGUAUUUUGGCAUGCAAUAGUGACGAUCUCUCUGCCAAGAUCCACUUUACCAUCAAGUCGGUGGGCAAUGGUUUGUCGCCGCUGGAUUGUUUCCUUCUGUUGCGAGGCGUCAAAACGCUGGCGCUGCGUAUGGAUAGGCAGCAAGCGUCAGCACAAGAGAUUGCGAACUAUCUCAACCGCCUAGGCUUCAAAGUUCGCUACCCAGGUCUGCGCUCGCAUCCAGGCCAUGAUGUGCAUGCACGUCAAGCGAAGGGCGCGGGCGGUGUGCUUAGUUUUGAGACCGGUAAUGUGCAGCUCUCUGAGAAAGUGGUGGCAGCCGCGCGAUUGUGGGGUGUGAGUGUGAGUUUCGGAUGUGUGAACAGUCUGAUCACGAUGCCGUGCCAAAUGUCCCACGCCAGUAUCGACCCGCGUGUUCGCGCUGAACGAGGUUUGCCGGAGAACCUGAUUCGUCUGUGCUUGGGCAUUGAGGACGUGAACGACCUGCUUCGGGAUCUGCAUCAAGCGCUGCUCACAGCCGGUGCCAUCCGCGAGGAGCCGGCUGGUAGCGGCACGUUUGUGCGUGUCCCAGUGGAUGACGAGAUGGAGGUGCUGCGUCGUCAGUUGGCGCCUGAGCUGGCGAAGCCACCGGCGGCGCCAACGACCCUGACCGUGAGUGCGCCUGGCAAGGUCAUUCUGUUUGGCGAGCAUGCUGUGGUGCAUGGUGUGACGGCCAUUGCGGCUGCGACGGCGUUGCGCUGCUACGGCCACGUGAAGCCGUCGAAGACGACACAAGUGACGCUGAGUCUGCCCGAUAUUGACCUGGUGCACCAUUGGGACAUUUUGGCGCUGCCAUGGCUCCUCUGCUCCAACAGCACAGAAGCGAAGGAGCUGGAUAUGCAGCUUCUAAGCGCUCUUAGUGCGAUUGUCUCGGUGGCGUACCCGGAAGGCGACCGUCGGCACAACGCCUCCAUGGCCUUUUUGUACCUGUACAUGCACCUGGCGCAGGAAUCGAGUCAUGGCCAGAUUUUCGAGCUACGAUCCAAGCUACCGAUCAGUGCUGGGCUCGGCAGCAGUGCCGCGGUGUCUACAUGCCUUGCCACGCUGAUGCUCUACACGCACGGCCACCUGCCGCUGCCGUCGCCCACAGAGCCGAUGCCGAAAGAGCAUACGGCACGUAUUAAUGCGUGGGCAUUUAUGGCGGAGAAGGUGAUUCAUGGCGAGCCUUCGGGUGUGGACAACACGGUGGCGACGCUCGGCGGCGCUGUGGCCUUCACACGUGCUGUACCUAGCAAUGGCCUCUCGGAAAAUCGCUUGGUACCGAUCAGUUUCGAUGCUGUGCGUUUGCUGAUUACCGAUACCAAGGUUGUGCGGAAUACCAAGGAACUGGUGGCGAGUGUUACCCAGCAGAAAGCGGAGGACCCUGUGCGUGUGGAAGCGGCCUUUGCGACGAUUCAGAUGCUGGCCGACCAAGCGCAGGCGCUUCUGUCGAGUACGAUGCCGCGCAAGGAGCUGGUCGAGCGCUUGGGCAUGCUGAUGGACCUCAACCAUCUCCAGCUUGUGCAGUUGCGUGUAGGCCAUGCGGCGUUGGAAGAUGUGCGGAAGGCGACCUGGGCGCAGGGCCUGCGCUCCAAGCUCACGGGCGCUGGCGGCGGUGGCUGCGCGAUUACGCUCCUGCACGACCAGCUUUCUGAGAAAGACGUUCACUCGCUGACAGAUACGCUACAUGCCCGAGGAUUUGCUACCUACGAAACAGAGGUGGGUGGCAACGGCGUGGGCCUCUUGGUACACCCCUCCGACACCGCGCCCGAUCUGGAGGCGCUCCAGACUACGGACAGUCAUGCAUGGGACCAGGCUUCAGGCACGUGGAUUUAUGCGUAA